AUGGUUGUAGAAACGGGUUCCUCCACACCCGGCGGGAAGAUCAAUAAUUGCAACUGGAAUGAGUUUGUUUAUUUAUAUUUUAUUUUUGUUUUCCUUCCCAUAGAACCCCGUCUUAGUCCUUCGCUCUAUUCACCGGCUUCACCAAAAAGGACGGAUUCUAACGGCCGUCCUCAAUCGACCGAUUCCGGUGUGUUGGAUCUGUCCAAGCGCCGUGAUUCGUUGGAUGCACGGAAAACACCUUCCCCUGCUUAUCACUGCUUCAGCGAAGUGGGUGGUACACCGCCCCCUAGUAACCAUAGUUCCCCGCAGCAGUGUGACAUGAAUGUGUCCACCAACCAGGAAAACACCAUUCUGCUCAACUACGGUGAACUUGUUCGGGCUCGUCGCUUAUCACCGACCAAAUCACUGCUCCACUUCGAAGAACUCGCCCACCACACACAACCGCAGCUUGGUCCGGCCGUGCAAGCUUUCCAUCGGCAUGGAAUGGGACUGCCAAAGCAAGAGACGGACAUCCUACAGCAGCAUCUACUACAGCAAGCGCACCGAGCAGGUCCACUUCCUUCCUAUCUACUUCCGACGUCGGCCCUCCAGCAUCAUCCUCACCAGCAGCAGACCUCGCCGGCGGCUUUCUCACCCAGCCCGAUACGUCUCCGCGAGCUGGACGCAUUGUCCGAGUCCGGUUCGGAAGGAACGUCCCUCGUCAGUUCGAGUCAGCGCAAGUGCAAGGACGAAGGUGUGAACGCACCCAAGGAUGGUUCAGCUCCCGGCAGCCAGCAGUACCCGAUGGUGGUCGGCCGCGAUGGUAAACUGUCCCGUCCGUUCAAGGCUUAUCCGCGCGAUCCACUUAGCCUGGCGGCCGGUUUCGUUGCCAGCGACACCAUCCUCGAUACAAACUCCGCCGAAAAGUAUAACCUGUUCCGGAAGCGUAUGCUGGAGCAGAUCCACGCCGCCAACGGUGGACAACCGACCGUGUCCAAUCCGAAAAUGCGCCGUCUAGCGAACUCCACCAAAUCCGGUACCUCGUCCUCUAACGCACCGUCCGCCGCCAUGAGCGAUGCAUCCUCUUCCGAAUCGUGCGAUGAAAAACCACCCUCGAACGAGCACUUGCUCAGAAUGGCGGCGUCGAAAGCACACCAGAACCCUACAACGUGCGGCGAGAUGGCGCAAUAUGCCGCCACAACCAAUCAACGACAGCUAGUGACGCCAUCGCGAAAGGAAACAAUCGACACGGCAUGUGACGUCAUUGGUUCGUCUGACGUUUCAGCAUCAUCGAGGGCGGAGCCAAACGCAACCGGUGAAGCAGCAGCACAACAUCAAAGCAGCAGCAGCACAACAUCGGUGAAAGAUUCGGCCUACUACGAGCGGCGCAAGAAAAACAAUGCAGCGGCAAAAAAGUCGCGCGAUCGACGCCGCAUCAAGGAGGACGAAAUAGCGAUUCGGGCCGCAUUUCUCGAGCGGGAAAACAUCGAGCUAAAGUUUGAGCUGGCGGCCGCCCGGAAACAGCUCGCACUGUACGGCGUUACGAGCUCGGUGGCUGCUUCGUAGAGGAAGGCUUUUGGGUGUUGCCGCUGUAAAUAGAGCGUCGGUGUGGUGUGUUGUCGAUAACUACUGUACAGUGAAGUGCUGAAAGCGAUCGACAUGAAGUCGCUUGAUGCGAUCCGUCUGGUUGUGCUUUCGGUGCGUUAGAAUAAGCUGAACGAGCGUGGAGAAGAUAACGAAUCGUUACCCGAUUCGAAUGACUGAUACCUGUAAGCAGUAUUCAUUAGUUGUUAAGGCACAAAAGAACGAUUUUGUAAAUAGAGCACAUUUUGUAUAAAAGAAAAAAACAACAGCAAAUGGUUUCAGUUUAUUUUUAUAUUUCUUUAAUAGUUGCAUUUCACUGUUAUUAUUACUAAGUUAUUGUUAAUUUUUGGAUCGUCUAAGAAAUUGUUUCAUCAUUAUCUUCAUCCGCCAUUUUAUUCCGUGGGAGGCUUUUAACCUGUUUU
Messenger RNA from Anopheles funestus (African malaria mosquito), 1985 nucleotides. RefSeq names its product protein giant (gene gt). Gene Ontology annotation, biological process: regulation of transcription by RNA polymerase II. Gene Ontology annotation, cellular component: nucleus. The transcript has 2 exons. The coding region runs from base 1 to 1545 and encodes 514 amino acids. NCBI's taxonomy places the organism in Eukaryota, Metazoa, Arthropoda, Insecta, Diptera, Culicidae. Gene Ontology annotation, molecular function: RNA polymerase II cis-regulatory region sequence-specific DNA binding; DNA-binding transcription factor activity, RNA polymerase II-specific. The record is from RefSeq and is a predicted model, not a curated record.